Messenger RNA from Tripterygium wilfordii, 2205 nucleotides. Its product is annotated as NAD(H) kinase 1-like. The coding region runs from base 338 to 1936 and encodes 532 amino acids. Gene Ontology annotation, biological process: NADP+ biosynthetic process; NAD+ metabolic process. The transcript is spliced from 11 exons. Lineage: Eukaryota; Viridiplantae; Streptophyta; Magnoliopsida; Celastrales; Celastraceae. Gene Ontology annotation, molecular function: NAD+ kinase activity. The record is from RefSeq and is a predicted model, not a curated record.
GCAUUUGGGGGCAAAAAGGUGUGACAGGUGCCAUGAUUAUAGGUCGCCCUGGAAGCACCAGAGUUGGUGAUUGGCCGUGGAUGCAUAAUAGUAGCGUAUGCCGUAUGCAACUGACAUCCACGGCGAUAUUCCGACUCUGCCACGCCGUUUCUGUGGACCCCAACCAAUAUCUCUCUACCCUUCGCGCUAUAUAGACGUGCCUGGUGCCUUACAACUACCCAUCUUUCUCUCUUAUCUGAAGAAAUGGCAAAAGGAGCGGUAACGGCUUAAAAUUUAGCGCUCUCCGCGUCUAUCGUUCACUCUUCCUGCGGUACUCUUCAGCUCGGAUUAGUCAGCCAUGUCUCCUAGCAAGCUGAAUCCAACUGAUUCCUGUGAACAUGGAGAUGAAAGUAGUUCAUAUCCGCAGUCAGAUAAUGGAUUUCCUGAUUCAGUUUCUCUCAUCCAUUCUGAGAAGGCAGUGCAGGAACUUCUUCAACAGACUCCAAUUCAGGGAACUGACGAUCAUCUUAUAGAGUUCUCUGAGGCUUUAAGAACUGUUGCAAAGGCUUUGAGACGAGCUGCUGAAGGAAAGGUUGCUGCUCAAGCUGAGGCUGCUGAAUGGAAGCGUCGAUUUGAACUGGAGAGUGCGCGGAAUCUACAGUUGGAGCAUAGAGAGCGAAUACAAGGGGAGUGUGAUCGUGAUUUUAACGACAAGAAAAUUGAGAACUCUGCCAACAAACCUGUGAUGUGGAAUCAAACACAUGAACGAUCUGAAGAUUGUUGUAUGGAGCAUGGAAUUUGUUCUCACGAGGUUCUUCGGGAUGGGGGAACUGAUUCUGAUUCCAAUAUGGUAAACAAAAUGAUGCGGAAGGCAUCAUUUAAACUUUCGUGGUGGUGCAAAGGCGAAAACGAUGAUCAGCACAAGCAUGACAUUGUGUCAUUUGAAAGAGGAAAUAUUACAACCGCAGAGCGCAGCAGUAAACAGAUAUCUUUGAAGUGGGAAUCUUGUCCGCAGACUGUUCUUAUUUUGACCAAACCAAAUUCAACUUCAGUUCGCAUCCUAUGUGCCGAAAUGGUCAGAUGGUUGAAAGAGCAUAAAAGGUUGAACAUUUUUGUCGAACCACGUGUCAGAGGUGAACUUCUGGCUGAGUCUUCUUACUUCAGCUUUGUGCAGACGUGGGAUGAUGACAGAGAAAUUUUGCGACUGCACAUGAAAGUUGACCUCGUGGUAACUCUUGGUGGGGAUGGAACCGUUCUUUGGGCAGCAUCGAUGUUUAAAGGACCAGUUCCUCCUAUUGUCCCAUUUUCAUUAGGUUCUCUUGGCUUUAUGACUCCGUUCUACAGUGAACAUUACAGAGACUGCCUUGAUUCAGUCCUACGGGGCCCCAUUAGUAUAACAUUACGACAUCGGUUGCAGUGUCAUGUUGUUCGAGAUUCAGCCAGAAAUGAGUAUGAAACUGAAGAACCUUUUCUUGUUCUGAAUGAAGUUACAAUUGACCAUGGAAUUUCGUCAUUCCUCACAAAUUUAGAAUGCUAUUGCGACAACUCCUUCGUCACUUGUGUGCAAGGAGAUGGGUUAAUUUUAUCAACAACAUCAGGUAGCACUGCUUACUCAUUGGCAGCUGGAGGAUCAAUGGUCCAUCCCCAGGUACCUGCCAUCCUCUUUACACCAAUUUGUCCACAUUCUUUAUCGUUUCGGCCUCUGAUAUUACCUGAGCAUGUUACAGUCCAAGUUCAAGUCCCUUACAAUAGCAGAAGCCCUGCCUGGGUAUCUUUUGAUGGAAAGGACAGGAAACAAUUGGCUGCCGGGGAUGCCCUUGUGUGCAGCAUGGCACCUUGGCCUGUGCCUACAGCAUGUCAAGUGGAUUCGACAAAUGACUUCUUGCGCAGCAUCCACGAGGGCCUUCACUGGAAUCUGAGAAAGAUCCAGUCUUUUGAUGGCCCUCGGGAACAAUAACUAUUUGUCUUAGUUUAAUUUUCUGGUUUUCUUGUAUAAAUUGAAACCAGUCAUGCCAUAGUUGGAAUGCUGGAUAUCUUUUACUAUGUUUGAGGCUUAGCCUAUUAAUCUCUGUGUAGGAGGGGUAAUUAAUUUAAGAUGGUUUUCUUCUUGUUUUCGCCAAAGUAAAAAGUGCAGGGUAUCUUGAGAUCAAGAUUCAGCCUGUCUGAAGAAUGUGCAAGACUCUUGUACAAUUAAAACCAAAUUGUUGAAUGUAUAGCUUUGUAUCU